UUCAAAUUCUCGGCUAUGAGAAAUCCUACCAUGUCUACCAUCGUCAUUCCUCUCUUUCUCGUCUUCCUGCUUGUCCUUUCUUUUGCAUCUCCAGCACCUACGAUCUCUCUGACAAGCCAUUCUUUCCUUUCUGUGGAGGAUGACUCAGACAUCCUCAUCUCACAAGACAAGUCAUUCGCAUGUGGCUUCUACGAAGUUGGCACGAAUGCUUUCACCUUCUCCAUCUGGUUCUUAAACUCCAAGAAUAAGACUGUCGUGUGGACGGCGAAUCGCGACCGCCCUGUGAAUGGUCAUGGGUCCAGAGUUACGAUGCGCGAGAAUGGGAACUUGGUUCUAACCGACUACGACGACACCGUCAUUUGGAGCACCAACAUCAGCUCAACUCGAGAUCAAGCGCAGCUUCUCGAUACUGGGAAUCUUGUUGUAAAGGAUAAAGAUGGUAAAGUUCUAUGGCAAAGCUUUGAUUAUCCCACUGAUACUCUUCUCCCUAACCAGGUAUUCAAUAAAAAUUCUAGUUUGGUGUCCGCUGCUGCUGAUGGAUUACUAUCUUCAGGCCACUACAAAUUUUAUUUUGAUAUCGAUUAUGUUUUGAUACUCAUAUAUGAUACACCUGAAUUUGAUAGCAUCUACUGGCCUGAUCCUGAUCAUAUAGUGUGGGAUGAUGGCAGAUCAGGCUACAACAGUAGCAGAUCUGCAGUCCUUGAUGACAUGGGAAAGUUCGUGUCCAGUGAUAACUUGACAAUCAGAGCUUCGGACUUGGGUCCGGGGAUCAGGAGGAGGCUGACUCUGGAUUAUGAUGGUAAUCUUAGGCUGUACAGCUGGAACGAGUCGACGGAGAUGUGGUCGAUUUCAUGGGUUGCUCUUUCAUCGGCUUGUCUGGUGCAUUCGUUGUGUGGUAGGAAUGGAAUCUGUGUCUACACGCCCACACCCCACUGUACGUGUCCUCCUGGUUUUGAAGUGAACGACCCGAGUGAUUGGAGCAAGGGUUGCAAGCGCAAAUACGACAUCAACUGCCACAAAUCUCAUCAAGUUAAAUUUUUCGAGCUUCCCCACACGGAUUUCUGGGGGUCUGAUGUCAAUUGCACUCCUUCCCUGUCAUUCAGGGCUUGCAGGAAGAUUUGCAAAGUGGACCGUUCGUGCGAAGCGUUCGGAUAUAAGAAGGAAAGUGGGAAAUGUUAUCCAAAGACUGCUCUCCAUAAUGGAAGAAGUCAUCCAGGCGUCGAUAACAACAUAUACAUAAAAUUUCCCCGAUGUGUAGACACCUCAAAACUAUCUUCUUGUCUUCAAGGGCAUGAGCUUGUUUGCAAUCUCACAGAAGUACCGCAUGGCAUCGGUAUCGGGGGAAAAAAUUGGGCCUAUUUCUAUUGGUUCAUAUCAGCAUUUUUUGUAAUAGAGCUUCUUUUUGUGAUAUUUGGUUGGUGGUUUAUGUUCAGGAGGGACAAGCAGUCAGCCCCCAUGGAGGAAGGAUAUAAGGCUAUGUCUACUCAAUUUCGAAGAUUCACUUACAAAGAGCUGAAAAAGGCUACUCGAAACUUCCAAGAAGAGGUCGGGAGAGGAGGGUCAGGAGCCGUGUACAAGGGAGUCUUGGAUGAUGAGAGGAUGGCGGCGGUCAAGAUGUUGGAGGAUGUGAUCCAAGGAGAAGAGGAAUUCCACGCCGAACUGAGUCUCAUAGGGAGAAUAUACCACAUGAAUUUGGUGAGAAUGUGGGGAUUUUGCUCAGAACGCUCACACAGGCUCCUAGUUUCCGAGUUCGCGGAGAAUGGUUCAUUGGACAAGGUUUUAUUUUAUGGUAAUGGCUCCGCUAGCAUUCUAAGAUGGAAUUCCAGAUUAGAUGGACAAUUCAAUAGCAAGCAAGUAUUGAUGAUGGUGGCAAUAGCAGUCCGGUGCCUCGAAGAGGAGAGAAGCAAGAGGCCAUCCAUGGAAUCUAUAGUCCAAAUGCUUCUUUUAUCGGAUGACAAGCUAAACUCCCGUGCAGCAUUUUUCCAAUAA
This is a messenger RNA of Elaeis guineensis (African oil palm), 1989 nucleotides long. NCBI's taxonomy places the organism in Eukaryota, Viridiplantae, Streptophyta, Magnoliopsida, Arecales, Arecaceae. The record is from RefSeq and is a predicted model, not a curated record.